GAAAGAACCAGCCGAAAAGAGUCAACCCGGAGGAAAGACAGAGAAGUGGCAGCGGUCCUAGAAUUAGUUGAAGAUGUCAGGUCAGACGCUGACAGAUCGCAUCGCAGCUGCUCAGUACAGCGUUACAGGAUCAGCUGUAGCCAGAGCAGUCUGCAAAGCAACCACACAUGAAGUGAUGGGCCCCAAGAAGAAACACCUGGAUUACCUAAUCCAGGCCACAAAUGAGACGAAUGUCAACAUUCCACAAAUGGCUGAUACCCUCUUUGAGAGAGCGACAAACACUAGUUGGGUUGUUGUCUUCAAAGCCUUAGUUACAACACAUCAUCUAAUGGUUCAUGGCAAUGAGAGAUUUAUUCAAUAUUUGGCAUCUAGAAACACACUAUUCAAUCUCAGCAAUUUUUUGGACAAAAGCGGAUCACAUGGAUACGAUAUGUCAACUUUUAUCAGGCGCUACAGUAGAUAUUUGAAUGAAAAAGCAUUUUCAUACAGACAAAUGGCAUUUGAUUUUGCAAGAGUAAAAAAGGGAGCUGAUGGUGUAAUGAGGACGAUGCCCCCGGAAAAACUACUGAAGAGCAUGCCAAUAUUACAAGGGCAAAUAGAUGCACUUCUUGAAUUUGACGUUCAUCCAAAUGAACUGACAAAUGGGGUCAUAAAUGCUGCAUUUAUGCUUUUGUUCAAAGAUCUCAUCAAGCUUUUUGCUUGUUACAAUGAUGGUGUCAUUAAUUUAUUAGAGAAGUUUUUUGAAAUGAAGAAAGGACAGUGCAAAGAUGCCCUUGAAAUUUAUAAGCGGUUUCUUACUAGGAUGACAAGAGUAUCAGAAUUUCUUAAAGUUGCAGAGCAAGUUGGAAUUGAUAAAGGCGAUAUUCCCGAUCUCACGCAAGCUCCCAGUAGUCUUAUGGAGACUCUUGAACAGCAUCUAAAUACUUUGGAAGGAAAGAAACCUGGGAACAAGUCUGGUGCUGGUUCCCCUUUGGGCAAGUCUUCUCCAGCCACAACGGUUACAUCUCCUAAUUCUACCCCAGCAAAAAGUAUUGAUACAUCUCCACCAGUUGAUCUUUUUGCAACAUCUUCAACGACGGCUCCAAUCAGUGCUUCUAAGCCCUCCAGUGAUCUUCUAGAUCUUCAACCAGAUUUCACAUCUGGCUCCGCACAAGCAGCUUCCGCAGCUCCCACUGGUGGAACAACUUCAUGGGGAGACAGUUUGGCUGGAUUUUCCAGUGUUACCUCUGAACCACAGAUUUCAGAUCCAUUUGCACCAGAACCCAUCCUAGCUCCUCCUGCUCCAACUGCUGACACAGCAACUACUUCUGCAACUACCACCAGUGCUGCUCCUGCGGCUGCGGCUGCUGAGGUGGAUCUCUUUGGAGAUGCCUUUGCAGCUUCUCCUGGUGACGCCCCUGCAGCACCUGAAGGGGCAGCAGCACCAGCUACCCCAACCCCUGUAGCAGCAGCUCUUGAUGCAUGUUCAGGAAAUGAUUUGUUUGAAUCCACACCUGCUGAGGCUCCUGCACCACCUAAGUCAGAUGCAGCUCCUGGCAUAGACCUAUUUGGGACAGAUACGUUUUCUUCUUCAACUGCUGGAGCUUCUCCUGGGCCCGAGAAUUCUCUCACUGGUGAUCUCUUAUCAGUGGAUGCAUUUGCAGCACCAUCGUCCCUGCCCACUGCUUCCCCGGCUAAAGUGGACUCUUCAGGUGUGAUUGACCUGUUUUGUGAUGCUUUUGGAAGUGGCCCUUCAGAGCCCCAACCUGCAGUUUCAACUGCUUCUAAUGCUUCUGCUUCUGCUGACCUGUUAGCUGGCUUUGGAGGUUCUUUUAUUGCUCCAUCUCCAUCACCUUCCCCCAUCACACCAGCUCAGGCUAAUAUAUUGCAGCCCAAUUUUGAAGCAGCAUUUGGAGCAGCCCCUUCUCCUUCCCCUGCUGGCGGCAGUUCCUUCGAUCCCUCAGUAUUUGAUGGCUUAGGUGAUCUUCUUAUGCCCACUACAAUGCAAGCUGGUCAGCCUUUGUCCGGUGUGGGCACAGCCAUUGCUUCUGCUUCAGCUGCAACCAAACCCAUUGGAAGUGAUCUUGAUUCUUCUCUUGCAAACUUAGUCGGAAAUCUUGGAAUUUCUGGUACCACAACAAAGAAGGGAGACCUUCAGUGGAAUGCAGGAGAGAGGAAGUUAACAGGAGGAGCCAACUGGCAACCAAAAGUAGCACCUGCAACCUGGUCGUCUGGAGUUCCUCCAAGUGGCCCCUUGACGGGAUCUGUGCCUCCAGCAGGUGCUGGCCCUCCUACAUCAGGUGCCGCUUCUCCACAAACUGGAUCAGGAUUUGGGAUGCAACCUCCUGGAGCUGGCGUUGGAAUGAUGCCACAGCAACCUCUUAUCUAUGGACAACCGAUGAUGAGGCCACCAUUUGGAGCAGCUGCAGGCCCUGGUGCACAAGUUUCUCCAAGCCCAACACCCGCCACCCAGAGUCCCAAGAAGCCUCCAUCAAAGGACCCAUUAGCAGAUCUUAACAUCAAAGAUUUCUUAUGAGCUAUUUAAGUUUUGUGAAAGGAUAAGUGAAGAUGCAAAUUUGAAAUCUGCAAACAAGAAUUUUGUUGCUCAGAAUUUCCAAGUGAGCCACCAGUACCAAACCCAGUGCUUACUCAGACUUCUCUCCUACUUCCAAAACGUGUAGCACAGCUGUGAAAGUGAUCAUAGGAAUGUGUACUAUUUUAGUUGUUAUCCCUUCUCUCUCUCUCUCUCUCUCUGUUUGUGUACUUGGGUUAUAAUUUAUGUGUUUCUCAACUUAAACAAUGGAUGUAUGUUUCUGAUGCCUUCUUAGUGCUUUUCUGAACCAAUCCAUUAGGAACAGAUUAUGCAGCUGUUGUGUGGUGAGCCAUUUGGAGCGAUGUGUCUGUGUUUCUGGAGGUCUUAAUGUAAAUAACCUUGGCGACCCUCUAAAUUUUCUCUUCAAAUCCAGUUUCCUUUGCAUAUCUGUUAUACAAAACAAUAUUGUGGUUAUAUCAGGUAGCAAAAAGAACACUGUCAAUCCUUUUUUUAAAAAAAGUGUGUGGAAUGUAAUUUUUUUUUCAAAGCAGGAGUAUUAUCAAAUUUGUUGUGGGGUAUGUUUUAAUUUCCUGACAUUUGAUCUGCUAAUAUGAAUGAAAUUCAUAUUAAUGAUCUUCUAUCAAGUUACUUGUCAAAGGUUUUUAAACAAAAUCCCCCACAUAAAAAUAUUUUAUCAGAUUGCUUUAAAAAACAUUUGUCUUUUAUUUUCAUUUAAAACCAUCCUAUUUAUCAUUGUUAUUUAAAAUGCACUGAAAACAAGUAAAGGGUAAGUUUCUAGCCAUAUAAUUCAGAAAAAUCAAACAUAACAAAAGCAAACUCCUUUAGGUUUGUCAGGCUACUUUGGCUGCUCACUGUUUCCAGGGGCAAAUCAUGAAUUUUUCCCCCUUUGUUUUUAUGUACAUCUGUCAGUUUUGUUCUUCUCUGUACAUAUCUUAGAUUAGUGUUUUUCAUCCCCCAUACAGCACUAUGUGUUUUCUGUACUGUUUGUGAUUAGAGGUCACACUGAACCUGAAUUAUACCCUUUACCGUAAACAAAAGUGUUCUUUUAUCGUUUUAGUUUGUUCUCUCAUACUGUGUGUGCUGAUGGCUUAGCUUAAGAUUUUUGACUUCUUAAUAAGGUCACUGUUGAUCAGUGUUACAAGUGGCUUGGCAGCUCUUUGUUAAAGCAUAUUAGGUUGGAAAGAUGUUCAUCUUAAGUCUUUCAAAUUAAUAUUUAAUCAAUAUGUGGUACCAUUUUUAAAAAGUGGUUGUAUAUUGUGGGGAUAUCAUACCCUGUAACGACAGAGAGUUAGAGAGAGAAUUUCAAAUGGAUUUGCUUUGUAUUUUGGUUUGAGGAAAACCCAAUGCAUGUAUACCCUCUGA
Messenger RNA from Ahaetulla prasina, 3895 nucleotides. It is a transcript of the gene SNAP91, whose product is annotated as synaptosome associated protein 91. Gene Ontology annotation, cellular component: clathrin-coated vesicle; clathrin-coated pit; extrinsic component of presynaptic endocytic zone membrane. NCBI's taxonomy places the organism in Eukaryota, Metazoa, Chordata, Lepidosauria, Squamata, Colubridae. The record is from RefSeq and is a predicted model, not a curated record. Bases 74 to 2515 code for a protein of 813 amino acids. Gene Ontology annotation, molecular function: 1-phosphatidylinositol binding; SNARE binding; clathrin heavy chain binding. The transcript has 27 exons. Gene Ontology annotation, biological process: synaptic vesicle budding from presynaptic endocytic zone membrane; clathrin-dependent endocytosis; clathrin coat assembly.